Messenger RNA from Ricinus communis (castor bean), 1750 nucleotides. RefSeq names its product acetyl-CoA acetyltransferase, cytosolic 1. The record is from RefSeq and is a predicted model, not a curated record. Lineage: Eukaryota; Viridiplantae; Streptophyta; Magnoliopsida; Malpighiales; Euphorbiaceae. Bases 223 to 1425 code for a protein of 400 amino acids. The transcript is spliced from 14 exons. Gene Ontology annotation, molecular function: acetyl-CoA C-acetyltransferase activity. Gene Ontology annotation, biological process: fatty acid beta-oxidation.
AAAAGGAAGAGAAAGCGCCACUGAAAUGGGUCAAUGGAAAUAUGAAAUGGAUCUGCCAUAUGCGUGGUUUUUUUUUUUUUUUUUUCCUUCAGCUUCUGUUUCUCUCUUCUUCUCUUUGUCUAUAUAAACACUGCACACCAGCGCUCGCUUCUAAAACCCAAAAGCACCACACGCACCAUCUCUCUUCCCUUUCACCAUAGGUUUUUGUAUCUGCACUGAUCCAUGGCCCCUGAAAUAAAGCCUAGAGAUGUUUGCAUUGUGGGUGUUGCCCGGACACCGAUGGGUGGUUUUCUUGGCUCAUUAUCAUCUUUAUCUGCCACAAAGCUUGGGUCUUUGGCUAUUGAAGCGGCUCUUAAAAGGGCCAAUCUUGAUCCAUCACUUGUACAAGAAGUUUUCUUCGGCAAUGUUCUUAGUGCAAAUUUAGGACAGGCUCCUGCUAGACAGGCUGCUUUAGGUGCAGGGAUUCCUAAUUCUGUGGUCUGUACCACUGUUAACAAAGUUUGUGCUUCCGGGAUGAAAGCAACUAUGCUUGCUGCCCAGAGUAUCCAGUUAGGUAUCAAUGAUGUUGUAGUUGCUGGAGGCAUGGAGAGCAUGUCCAAUGUUCCAAAGUAUUUGGCAGAGGCAAGGAAGGGAUCUCGACUUGGACAUGAUUCACUAGUUGAUGGAAUGCUGAAAGAUGGGUUAUGGGAUGUUUAUAAUGAUGUUGGCAUGGGAAGUUGUGCUGAAAUAUGCGCAGAUAAUCAUUCAAUUACAAGGGAGGACCAGGAUAACUAUGCUGUUCAGAGUUUUGAGCGUGGUAUUGCCGCACAAGACAGUGGUGCCUUUGCAUGGGAAAUUGUUCCGGUGGAGGUUUCUGGGGGCAGGGGAAGGCCUUCUAUAAUCAUUGAUAAAGAUGAAGGCUUAGGAAAGUUUGACCCUGCAAAAUUGAGGAAGCUCCGACCAAGUUUUAAAGAGAAUGGAGGCACGGUUACUGCUGGCAACGCCUCUAGCAUUAGUGAUGGUGCUGCUGCUCUGGUUCUGGUGAGUGGAGAGACAGCUCUUAAGCUUGGAUUACAAGUGAUUGCAAAGAUCACUGGAUAUGCCGAUGCUGCUCAGGCACCAGAAUUAUUUACAACAGCUCCAGCCCUGGCAGUACCUAAAGCCAUAUCAAAUGCUGGCUUGGAUGCUUCUCAAGUUGAUUACUAUGAGAUAAAUGAAGCCUUUGCUGUUGUGGCUCUUGCCAAUCAGAAACUGCUUGGAAUUAAUCCAGAGAAGAUUAAUGUUCAUGGUGGGGCUGUAUCCUUGGGACAUCCUCUAGGCUGCAGCGGAGCUCGUAUCUUGGUUACACUUCUGGGGGCGUUGAGGCAGAAAAAUGGGAAAUAUGGUGUUGGUGGUGUUUGCAAUGGUGGAGGAGGUGCAUCUGCUCUUGUUAUAGAGCUUCUGUAGGCCUUUGUAUGUUUUUGGUUAGUCAUAAAAAUUCUGAUGCACAUUACAGUCAUGAUCGAUAUCACCCACAUCGUAUUUCAUUUGUUAGACCUAAUUAGACCAUCAAUCGACCAAUCCUUCACAGGCUCAACAUGAUGAUGGAUGGCUGCUGUCAAGUUUUCAAUGUUGUGCAAUUUUCCUGUGUUUCCUUUUCAUUUUUGUUUUUUAGUUUUGUUGUCCAAUAAACUAGAAAUGUAUCUAGCUUUUGAAAAAAGAAAAAAAAUUCAUCAAUGAAAUUCAUUCUCCUGCCCAUAAAAUUCAUGCAUGAGAAUCAUUUGGAUGCAAA